UUUAUGAUCGCUCCUUGGCUUUAUGAUUUACUAACAAAUGAACAAUAUGAUGAAUUAUAUUAUAUUACACCAGAAAUAAAAACAGAACACGAACGGGAACUAAGUUUAUACUUAACAUCAAUUUUAGAAGACCUUAUAGCUAAAAAAAAGAAACUGGUCGAUCCUAUCGAUCUAGCUAUAAAAAAUCAAAAAGGUUGUAAUGAGAAAUUGGAUAUAUUGGCUACUUUACAAACCGAAUCUGCUAGUGAAAUUCACGAUAUAGCUCCUAAACCAAAAACCCUUAUAAUAAAGCCUCAUACAUAUACUCAUGAAAAAAAAAGUUUAUUUUCCGAACAUGUUAGUAUUAUGCAACGAUCAGAACCUGAGUAUGGU
This is a messenger RNA of Racocetra persica, 372 nucleotides long. The record is from the annotation of a GenBank genome assembly. NCBI's taxonomy places the organism in Eukaryota, Fungi, Glomeromycota, Glomeromycetes, Diversisporales, Gigasporaceae.